Molecule: messenger RNA, 1654 nt
Organism: Lepisosteus oculatus (spotted gar)
Lineage: Eukaryota; Metazoa; Chordata; Actinopteri; Semionotiformes; Lepisosteidae
Gene: plpp1a
Product: phospholipid phosphatase 1a
Biological process (GO): phospholipid metabolic process; signal transduction; phospholipid dephosphorylation
Cellular component (GO): plasma membrane
Molecular function (GO): phosphatidate phosphatase activity
Source: RefSeq, a predicted model, not a curated record
GUAUUGUUCUGGCAAGAACGCGAUAGGCUCCUCGCCUGACCCCUGCCACAGUUAUCAACAUGACAUCUUUGAGGGAUCAUCUCUCCAAGCUUAGUUCGGGACUGGAUUUCACCGCAUCGGCAACAAUAGAGAGAAUUGGUGCUUGAUGAGACGGUGGGGGUGGGUCAAGUUUAGUGAGCGAGGGUCGCUUUUUGUUAUAUGUAAAAGAAGAUUCUUAUUUCCUAAAAAUUACUCCAGUGAAAUCGCUGUAUGAAAAAGAUUGUCGUCUGCGAGAAUUUAAGAAUUCAAACGACGUUUUAUUUUAAGGCUUAAUUCACAGAAGAUACAGUAUUAGACUUGAGUUUUCUAAAGGGACGCCGAUAAAACCUCUGAGAACAUAACGUCAUAUAAGGAACAAUUGACUAUUUAAUAGGGAACUGAGGAGCAAGAAGAGCGAACAUGUUUGAAGGAACAGGAAUCCCAUUCGUUGUCCUUGAUAUAAUCUGUGUUGUUCUAGCUGGUUUGCCGCUUGCUGUUUUUAACCUGGCCAAAAUAAAGCCUUAUCAGAGGGGCUUUUUCUGUAAUGAUGACAGCAUCAACUACCCAUUCCAUAACAGUACCAUCACUUCCACUGUCCUCUACACAGUGGGGUUCACUCUGCCAAUUUGCUCUAUGAUCAUAGGGGAGGGCCUUUCAGUGUAUUAUAAACGGAUCUGCUCAAACUCCUCUAUUGGUAAUAACUAUGUGGCAUGCAUUUACAAGGCCAUUGGGACAUUUGUGUUUGGUGCAGCAAUGAGCCAGUCCCUGACUGACAUUGCCAAGUAUUCUAUUGGUCGGCUGAGACCUCAUUUUCUAGAGGUCUGUAUGCCCGUGUGGAAAGACAUCAACUGCCAAGCAGGAUACAUUGAGAACUUCACCUGCACUGGUGAUGCAACCGUGGUCAAUGAAGCCAGACUCUCCUUUUAUUCUGGACACUCCUCUUUUUCAAUGUAUUGCAUGUUAUUCCUAGCACUUUAUAUUCAAGCAAGACUUCAGGUGGAAUGGGCAAGAUUGUUGCGCCCCACAAUCCAGUUCUUCCUGAUUGCAGCCUCUGUUUAUGUGGGCCUCUCUCGUGUGUCAGACUACAAACACCACUGGAGUGAUGUUUUAACAGGACUCUUGCAGGGUGCUGCUGUGGCCAUACUGAUUGUUGUAUUUGUAUCAGACUUCUUCAAGACAAGGGUUGCAUGCUUUCCACCUACAGAAGAAGAAAGGUCCCACUCAACUUUACAUGAAACCCCCACUAAUGGAAACCAUUAUGGUAGCACUCAUUAGGCACAGAAGACCGAUGUGGACAACCUGUGAAUGUAACCCCGCUUUUUGCCACGUCAAAAAUAUACUCAAGUCUGGAGGAUUACUGAACCUUCUGUCUACGUCUUGAUUAUGUAAAAUAUGCCUUGGCAAGACUGCUGCUACUAUCAAAGCCUAACAUCUAUCUCACAACUAAACCUGACUAUUAUGUACAUGAAAUAGCACUUCUUUAUCUUUUUUUAACUUUUCUUAUAAAAAACAGCAGUCCAAUUUCAGUAUUUUUUUUAUUAAAACUUAAAACUAUGUACAAAGCUAUGUUUUUAAGCUUUUGAAAUUUAUCAUGCUUGUUCACGUAUGAACAAAAAUAAAAUAUUCAAAAAAUGUA